AUGGUUGGUCGGCGAAACGAGAUUCUUGAGGCCAAAAGCUACAAAAUCCGCGAAUCUCUCCGGGCCCAAUUCAAUAUGAUAUUUCCAAUGUUUAUUGACCCUGCUCUAAAGAAAACAGUUGAGGAGAAUAUGUGGCUUAACCACAAGACACAUCCUUUCGCAAAAAAGUAUGGCAGUCAGAUCAAGGCCCUUGAUGUCCCUGAUUGUGGAGAAGAUGAUCCGGAUCACAAGAUUUGCAACAAAAUGAUGGAAAACCCAGCCAGGCUGUUGGCCAUCAUUUUACUCAUCGUCCUCUGUUGCUGCCUCAUGGUUACGGGUGUCGGCAUCGUGACAGCCUGGAAGGUUCGAGAUGCUGCGGUAGUUGAAGCCGGAGAAAAAAUAACUGCC
Messenger RNA from Mesorhabditis belari, 387 nucleotides. The record is from the annotation of a GenBank genome assembly. Lineage: Eukaryota; Metazoa; Nematoda; Chromadorea; Rhabditida; Rhabditidae.